Molecule: messenger RNA, 2802 nt
Organism: Sinocyclocheilus rhinocerous
Lineage: Eukaryota; Metazoa; Chordata; Actinopteri; Cypriniformes; Cyprinidae
Product: NAD(P) transhydrogenase, mitochondrial-like
Exons: 19
Coding region: 139-2802 (887 amino acids)
Biological process (GO): proton transmembrane transport; NADPH regeneration
Cellular component (GO): mitochondrial inner membrane
Molecular function (GO): oxidoreductase activity; NADP binding
Source: RefSeq, a predicted model, not a curated record
AGCGGCGCAGAUAGAGGUGAGCGCGAGCGCUUCCGGGUGGCGGCUGUAAGCUGGGUGUCCCCGCAUUCAGAGGUCGCUCAUUGAUUCUCGGCUCGGAGGAGGGUCGUUCCGACUGCACAGCUCCUCCUUGUGUCUCCGAUGGCGAGUCUUCUGCGUGUGGUAGCCACCAGCUGUUCCAGCCCCCUGUUCUCCGGGCUGGCCUGUGCUAAGAGUGUCCGGACGGUGAAAACACCAUGUGUGUGGUUCUUUAGGACCCAUCAAGCCCUCUCUCGCCUCGCAAGUCCAGGCAUUCCAUACAAACAGCUAACUGUCGGCAUUCCCAAGGAAAUCUUUCAGAAUGAGCGUCGCGUGGCCAUCUCUCCAGCUGGAGUGGAAGCUCUCAUCAAGCAGGGCUUUAAUGUGGUGGUGGAGUCUGGCGCUGGAGAAUCUGCCAAGUUCUCCGAUGACAUGUAUACAAAGGCAGGAGCCACCAUCAGGGACGUCAAAGAUGUCUUUGCAUCUGAUGUUCUGCUUAAGGUGCGUGCCCCCAUGUUGAACUCCGCUCUGGGAGUUCAUGAGGCUGACCUCAUGAGUGAAGGAGCCACCCUCGUCAGUUUCAUCUAUCCUGCUCAGAACCCUGAGCUGAUGGACCAGUUGUCCCAACGCAAAGCCACCGUCCUGGCCAUGGACCAGGUGCCCCGUGUUACUAUUGCUCAGGGUUAUGACGCCCUCAGCUCCAUGGCCAACAUUGCUGGCUAUAAAGCCGUGGUCCUGGCAGCCAACAACUUUGGCCGCUUCUUUACUGGUCAGAUCACAGCCGCGGGGAAGGUUCCUCCUGCUAAGGUGUUGAUAAUUGGAGGUGGAGUGGCUGGGUUGGCCGCUGCUGGCUCUGCCCGUGCUAUGGGUGCCAUUGUCAGGGGAUUUGACACCAGAGCCGCUGCACUGGAGCAGUUCAAGUCCCUGGGUGCCGAACCCCUGGAGGUGGAUAUGAAGGAGUCAGGAGAAGGCCAGGGCGGUUACGCUAAGGAGAUGUCCAAAGAGUUUAUCGAGGCAGAGAUGAAGCUGUUUGCCAAGCAGUGUUUGGAUGUUGACAUCAUUAUCACUACUGCGCUUAUUCCCGGUCGGAAGGCCCCUGUGCUGAUUACUAAGGAAAUGGUGGAGACCAUGAAAGAUGGUUCAGUGGUGGUAGACCUGGCUGCAGAAGCUGGGGGCAACAUCGAGACCACGGUUCCUGGAGAACUCUCCGUUCACAAAGGUGUGAUCCACGUUGGCUAUUCUGAUCUUCCCAGUCGCCUCCCGACUCAGGCCAGCACAUUAUACUCUAACAACAUCAUCAAACUCAUCCGAGCCAUCAGCCCGGACAAGGAAGUUUUUCACUUUGACAUCAAAAACGAGUUUGAUUACGGCACAAUGGACCAUGUCAUCCGCGGUUCAAUCGUUAUGCAGGACGGAAAAGUGCUUUUCCCUGCACCACAGCCUAACAGCGUUCCAGUGGCGGCACCUCCAAAACAAAAGACAAUCCAGGAGCUGGCGAAGGAAAAGGCAGCUUCCAUCUCACCCUUCAGAGCCACUCUGAACACGGCUGGGAUGUACACCGGAGGUCUGGCUUCAGCCAUCGGUCUUGGGAUAUGUGCUCCCAAUGCUGCUUUCCCUCAGAUGGUUACAACCUUUGGCCUGGCGGGAAUCGUGGGAUACCACACCGUAUGGGGCGUCACUCCUGCUCUUCACUCCCCGCUUAUGUCUGUCACAAAUGCUAUUUCUGGUUUGACUGCUGUUGGUGGCCUCUCCCUCAUGGGUGGUGGAUUUCUCCCUAGCAGCACAGCCGAGACCCUGGCCGUACUGGCUGCUUUCAUCUCCUCUGUCAACAUCGCUGGUGGUUUCUCGGUUACUCAGAAGAUGUUGGACAUGUUCAAGCGGCCCACUGAUCCUCCAGAGUACAACUACUUGUAUCUUCUUCCUGUUGGUUUGUUUGUUGGAGGUUAUGGGGUGGCUCUUCAAAGCGGCUACAACAUUGAACAGAUGAUGUACUUGGGCUCUGGCUUGUGCUGCGUGGGGGCUCUGGGGGGUCUGUCCACCCAGUCCACGGCCCGUCUCGGUAACACCCUGGGCAUGAUCGGAGUGGCCGGUGGCAUUGUCGCAACUUUCGGAGCACUAAAACCUUCCCCUGAGCUCAUGGCACAGAUGAGUGCAGCCAUGGCGGUGGGUGGCACUGCUGGUUUGACCAUUGCCAAGAAGAUCCAGAUCUCGGACCUGCCGCAGCUUGUCGCCGCUUUCCACAGUCUGGUGGGUUUGGCGGCCGUGCUCACCUGCGUGGCAGAGUACAUGGUGGAGUAUCCCCACUUUGCAACCGACCCUGCGGCCAACCUCACCAAGAUCGUGGCCUACCUGGGGACCUACAUCGGUGGAGUCACCUUCAGCGGAUCUCUGGUGGCUUAUGGCAAACUUCAAGGUCUCCUAAACUCAGCUCCCCUUAUGCUUCCUGGUCGUCAUGCGCUGAACGCCACCCUCAUGGCAGCCAGUGUGGGCGGCAUGAUCCCCUACAUGCUGGAUCCCAGCUAUACCACUGGCCUGACCUGCCUGGGCUCCGUGUCUGCACUCUCUGCCGUCAUGGGCCUGACCCUGACAGCCGCCAUCGGAGGGGCUGACAUGCCCGUGGUGAUCACAGUGCUAAACAGCUAUUCCGGCUGGGCCCUGUGCGCUGAAGGCUUCCUGCUCAAUAACAACUUGUUGACCAUUGUGGGUGCUCUCAUUGGCUCUUCUGGAGCCAUCCUCUCCUACAUCAUGUGUGUGGUAAGUUCACAGUCUCAAACCCACAAGCUCUAA